Dipodomys spectabilis (banner-tailed kangaroo rat) is the source of this 1359-nucleotide messenger RNA. It is a transcript of the gene Marcol, whose product is annotated as MARCO like. Gene Ontology annotation, molecular function: protein binding. NCBI's taxonomy places the organism in Eukaryota, Metazoa, Chordata, Mammalia, Rodentia, Heteromyidae. The record is from RefSeq and is a predicted model, not a curated record. The transcript is spliced from 6 exons. The coding region runs from base 1 to 1359 and encodes 452 amino acids.
AUGAGGUCUCGGGAGUCUUUGGGGGCCUUUUGCAGCAACUACACGCAGAAAACAGCUACAGAUGGACCACCAUGCCCCAAGAUCUGCAAAGCAGUGUAUGACACACAUGGACAGACUUAUGAAAACCCUUGUGAAUUCUGCAGAGCACCCAUAAAUGUAGUGAACUUUUUAGAUGCCAUGCUUUUUGAAAACCACGAAAUACAGUCAAGAAAACAAUGGAGAAACCAAAUUACUCAAGUGUCUUCAACCCAAAUUUCAAAACCAAGCGUUUUCAGUGUAGAAGAUAAUCAAGACCCUGCACUUAUUCUCAAGAGAAACUAUGAAGCUAGUCAUCCAGGAGGACCACAAGGAUCUAAUGGACAAGGAAGUGUUCACAUCCUAGGAGAACCAGCCAUGGUUACUCUGCAAGGAAGGCCAGAAUAUCCUAACCAGCCAAUGAUACCAGGGAAAUUCAAUCCACAAGGAAAGCCAGAUAUUUUGAACCAGCCUGCGGUAUCUGGAGCUUGGGAUUUACAAGGGAAGCCAGGAUCUUUUAGCCAACAAGGGUUGGCAGGGUUGCCUAGCCAGCAAGGGAUCGCAGGGUCAUCUAGCCAACAGGGUAAACCAGGGUCUGGUAACCAACAAGGGAUGUCAGGGUCACCUAGCCAGCAAGGAAUUUCAGGGUCAUUUAGCCAGCAAGGGAUGACAGGGUCUUCUAGCCAACAGGGAAAGCCAGGGUCAUCUAGCCAACAGGGCAAACCAGGGUCAUCUAACCAACAGGGUAAGCCAGGGUCAUCUAGCCAACAGGGUAAGCCAGGGUCAUCUAGCCAACAGGGAAAUCCAGGGUCACCUAGCCAACAGGGCAAACCAGGAUCACCUAGCCAACAGGGCAAACCAGGGUCAUCUAGCCAACAGGGCAAACCAGGGUCAUCUAGCCAACAGGGCAAACCAGGGUCAUCUAGCCAACAUGGCAAGCCUGGGUCAUCUAGCCAACAGGGCAAGCCUGGGUCAUCUAGCCAACAGGGCAAGCCUGGGUCAUCUAGCCAACCACGAAAAUCAAGAUCUCUUUACAAGCAAGGAGAAAGAAAACAUGCAGCCAACCCUUUGAACAGUAAUAAAAUGGAUACUCAGAUUAGAAGCAUCCCCACAAAGAACCCAACUAUAAAUACAAUGUGUGAAUCUAUCUACAAACCAGUCUGUGGUUCUAAUGGCAAAACCUAUGGGAAUAAUUGUCUAUUUAAGGAAGCAAAGAGAUUGGAGUCCAUCAAGAUACAAAUAGUCAUUGAGUUUCUCUAUGCUGCCCUAUGUGUACUUGUCAUACAGUACAAAAUUAUUCAUCCUCUUCAAAUUCCGUUUUCUAAGAAGACUGAAGCCUGGUAA